This is a messenger RNA of Hibiscus syriacus, 1732 nucleotides long. Its product is annotated as protein IQ-DOMAIN 1-like. The transcript is spliced from 5 exons. NCBI's taxonomy places the organism in Eukaryota, Viridiplantae, Streptophyta, Magnoliopsida, Malvales, Malvaceae. Gene Ontology annotation, molecular function: protein binding. The record is from RefSeq and is a predicted model, not a curated record. Bases 22 to 1644 code for a protein of 540 amino acids.
CUUAAUGCACCCUGGUAGUUGAUGGGGAAGAAAGGAGGGACAUCGUGGUUGACCGCUGUGAAAAGGGCAUUUAGAUCUCCUACUAAAGAGAGUCAUGAAAAGAAAUGUAACAGAAGAAAGGAUGAAUCCGACCACCACCCUGAAGAAGAUGAAGAAAAGAAGAGAAAGAAGCGACGGUGGAUCUUUAGGAAACCCACGAUUCAAGAACCGGUGAUUCAUCAGCAAACAACACUUGUUAAGGCAAGUGGUCAUAAUGAUACGGCCAGGGCAGCAGGGGAGGCUGCGGAUGUGGCUACGGAUGAGGCGCCGCUUCCGGUGGCUCGGCUGACUAGACCUUCCAAUUAUCCUAGAGAGCACCACUACGCUGUCAUUGUUAUUCAGACGGCUUUUAGAGGCUACCUGGCGAGGAGAGCUCUUCGUGCACUAAAGGGAUUAGUGAAGUUGCAAGCUUUGGUAAGAGGUCACAAUGUGAGAAAGCAAGCCAAGAUGACACUCAGGUGCAUGCAAGCUCUUGUUAGAGUGCAGGCUCGGGUUCUUGAUCAAAGAAUGAGGCUCUCGCAUGAUGGAAGCCGAAAAUCCGCAUUCAGCGACACGAAUAGCGUACUUGAUUCUCGGUAUCUUCAGGACAUUUCAGACAGAAGAUCACUAGUUUCAAGAGAAGGAAGUAGUAUUGCAGAUGAUUGGGAUGAAAGGCCACACACAAUAGAGGAAGUCAAAGCUAUGCUAGAACAAAGGAAAGAAGCUGCUUUGAAGCGUGAAAAGAACUUAUCUCGGGCUUUGUCUCAACAGAUGAGAAGAGCUCGUAGGAGCCCGUCGAUAGGUGAUGAGUAUGAGCUCGAAAGUUGGGCUCCUACUAGCACGUGGGAUAGAAGAGGAAGAGCUUCAACAGAUCAAAGGAUGUCUUCCAAAACUGUAGAAAUAGAUAAACCCCAGCCUUACUCAUAUUUAGCACCUAAUUAUAGAACUAAUUCUAACCAAUAUCACCAGAAUGAAACCCAACACCAUAACCAAAGGCCUAGUUCACCUCUACAUAGAGCUCAACACAAUGCAUCCAUCCACCAUUCUCCUAUUACCCCCUCUCCGUCCAGAAACCAGCCUGUUCAAGUUCAAUCUGCUAGCCCUCGUUGUGUUAGAGGAGAUAGGAGCUCAGUUUCAUCUCAAACACCAAGCUUAAGGUCCAAUUACCAUUACACAGGCAGGGUUGAUACUCAUGCUUGUAGUAAUGGCAACAAUUGUGUUAGAGGAGAUAGGAGCUCAGUUUCAUCUCAAACACCAAGCUUAAGGUCCAAUUACCAUUACACAGGCAGGGUUGAUACUCAUGCUUGUAGUAGUGGCAACAAUGCUGCAACUUUGCCGAAUUAUAUGGCUGCAACAGAGUCUGCGAAGGCCAGAAUAAGGUCUCAAAGUGCACCAAGGCAAAGGCCAUCUAUAUUGGAGAGGGACAGAAACGGGUCAGCAAGGAAACAGCUAUCGUAUCCGGUCCUGGAAUCUUAUGGUGGUCGGACGGGAUGUGGAGGUCAUGGUCCCAAUUUGAGGAGUCCAAGUUUUAGGAGUGUAACAGGGUCACAUCUUGGAUUGGAACAACAGUCUAACUGUUCUUCUUGCUAUACCGAAAGCCAUGGCGGUGAAAUCUCCCCAUCUUAAACUAAUGAUCUUAGAAGGUGGUUGAGGUAAUCCUCGUCCUCGGUUAAACUUUAGAAUCAGCUUGACCAACAAUGUAUAGCUUCUUUGC